Dictyostelium purpureum is the source of this 990-nucleotide messenger RNA. RefSeq lists its product as uncharacterized. The coding region runs from base 1 to 990 and encodes 329 amino acids. The transcript is spliced from 2 exons. Lineage: Eukaryota; Evosea; Eumycetozoa; Dictyosteliales; Dictyosteliaceae. The record is from RefSeq and is a predicted model, not a curated record.
AUGCAAGAAAAAUCAAGAGUGUUCAAAUGGGACAUAAACGAUUUUAAAGAAAAAUCAUUUAAAAAACCAACUUUAAACUUAACAUGGGAUUAUAAGUUCAAUCCUCACUAUGACGAAAUUUUAAUUAAUGAAAAUAUAGAAUGGUUGAAAGGAACAAAAUUAUUUUCUAACGAGUCAGACUAUGAAAAGUUUAUUUCAUUAAAAACUAGUUAUAUGAAUGCCUAUUUAUACUCCCAUGGUAAUAGAGAAGUAUUUAGAUAUAUUAAUAGAUUGAAUGAAUAUAUUUAUAUUAUUGAUGAUCUUUAUCUAGAAGAUAGUGUAUAUGGCCAAGAAUGGGUAAAUCAAUUGUUUGAUAGAAAUUCUAAACUCUUUAAAGAGGACCAUGGUUCUUCAUUUUUGUGGCAAAUAUUUGAUGAUAUCAGGUCAGCAGGAAACUCAGAGGCCACUGAUUAUCUAAUUAAAAAAACAAAAGAAUGGAUGGAUUCAGUAAUAUUAUUCAAUAGCAAAGAAGUUCACUCAAACUAUACCUUUGAAGAGUAUUCAAGUUAUCGUGGUGUAGAGGUUGGAAUGAUUUUUGCAUUAGCUUGUACCAAGGUCCAUUUACCACCAUUAUGUGAUGAAAUUGAAAAUCAUCCUCUCUACAUAGAAUUGCUUGGGAAAUACUUUAAUUCAAUCCAGGUAUUAAUCAAUGAUAUUCAUUCAUUCAACAAAGAAAUAAAAUCUUCAAGAUUAGGAAACUAUGUAAAGAUAGCAGCAUAUCAAUUAGGUUCAAUACAAUCAGCAAUGGAUCAUUCACAAAAAAUAUGCAAUGAUUAUAUUGAAGCUAUGGAAGAAAAAUGUUUAGAGCUAGAGAGUAUUUUCCCAAAUAACAAAGAUCUAGAAACCCAUCUUUAUCUUAUUAAAACAAUCAUUGCCGGUAACUACUAUGGUUCAAAAGAUCCAAAUUAUCCUCGUUAUAAUGGCACUGUUUGUGAAGCUGAUUAUAAAUAA